Molecule: messenger RNA, 1728 nt
Organism: Sesamum indicum (sesame)
Lineage: Eukaryota; Viridiplantae; Streptophyta; Magnoliopsida; Lamiales; Pedaliaceae
Source: RefSeq, a predicted model, not a curated record
AUGGCAUCUUGCAGUGGUCUGUCACAUUUAUUCCUCCCUUGUUCUUUGAAAGCUCGUCCAGGAUUAGCUCGGAGAGAGGAGAGGGAACCUGCAGUUGGCGUUGUUUCUGCCUAUGGCGCUGGAAAACAGAAAUGGAACAUCAACACUGCAAGCGUUGCACCAACUUCUGAAGCCUCCAGGCUCCAUCCGGAUAAAUUGGAGAUUGAGUACGAGCAAAAGAUAGAAGAGAUCAGGCAUGUAUUACAAACAAAGGGGGAAGAUGAAUCGUCAGAGAGUUUGGUCUUGGUAGAUGCCAUCCAGAGGGUAGGACUCAGCUCUUAUUACGAGGAGGAGAUCCAAACACUUCUUCGGAAACGUUAUGUGACGAGCUGCGCCUCCAUAUACAAAUACGACAGUCUCCGUGAUGUUUCACUGCUUUUUCGUCUGUUAAGACAACAUGGAUACUGCAGCUCUCCAGAUGUAUUCAACAAUUUCAAGGGUAAGGAAGGGAGAUUCAGAAGAAACCUGAGCCAAGACAUCAGAGGAUUGAUGGAGUUGUAUGAAGUGGCACAACUGAAUUUCCAGGGAGAAUAUAUUCUUGACGAAGCAGCAAGUUUUAGCGGCCAACUUCUCCGUGAAUAUUGCUUGGCGAAUGUGGACAACAACAUGUCUAGACUGGUUACUGGUAAGUUGCGGUACCCUUACCACAAGACCAUAGCAAGAUUGACAAGGAAAGACUUCCUUCAAGAUGUUGAAGGCAUCAACGGAUGGGGAAAGACUUUGAGGGAGCUGGCUGUUAUGGAUUUGCGCAAGGGGCAAUCUGUAUUCCAAGGGGAAUUAGCACAUAUUUCCAAGUGGUGGGAUGAAUUAGGCUUAGCCAAGAAGCUAAAGCUAGUGAGGAAUCAACUACUAAAAUGGUACACUUGGUCGAUGUCAGCUAAAGCUAGUGAGGAAUCAACUACUAAAAUGAGGGUGGAGCUCACUAAAUCAGUUGCUUUUAUUUACUUGAUAGAUGACAUCUUUGAUGUUGUUGGGACACUAGAUGAGCUAAUAAUCUUCACAGAAGCCGUAAACAAAUGGGACUAUGCUGCUAUUGACAUGUUACCGGACUAUAUGAAGAUGUGUUACCGGGCUCUUCUUGAUACCACAAAUAGGAUAGGCCAUGAGGUGUACAAAAGGCAUGGGUAUGACCCCAUUGACUCCCUGAAAACAUCGUGGGGAAGCUUGUGCAAUGCAUACCUAAUGGAAGCAAAAUGGUUUGCCUCCGGGGAUUUACCAACAGCAGCAAAGUAUUUGGAAAAUGGAAAGGUGAGUACAGGAGUAUAUGUGGUGCUAGUCCACUUAUUCUUUCUCUUAGGUCUUGGCAAUGGAGGUAGAAUCCGUUUGACUGAUGUAUCAGAACUUGCAUCCUGUGUCGCCACAAUUCUUCGUCUUUGGGAUGAUCUUGGAAGUGCCAAGGAUGAACAUCAAGAUGGUAGAGAUGGAUCAUACACGGAGUACUACAGGAAUGACCAUCCAGGCUUAUCAAUGGCACAAGCACGCGACCAUGUCAUUCAUGCAAUAGCAAGCGAAUGGAAAAGCCUUAACAAAGAGUGUUUUGGUCUAAAUCAUUUUUCAGCAUCACAUUUUACAAGGGCUGCUCUUAAUUUUGCAAGAAUUGUCCCUCUCAUGUACGGUUAUGAUGAAAACAAACAGCUGCCUGUCCUUGAGGAGCACGUCAAGUUUAUUUUGUUCAAUCAAACAGAUUAG